AUGUCGGAUUCACGGCAUCAGAGAUCGUCGGGCAGGGACGACCGUUCUCGUCAUGGAGACAGAAGCCAUCGCCAUAGGGACCGACGAUCGCGUUCACCAGCGACGAAAGAGCACCGCAGUCAUCGCUCGCGCCAUUCUUCCAAAAGGGAUAGAUCCCCCAGAAAGAAAAAUCACGAUAAUGUAGCCAUUGUGCUCCCGUACAAUGCCCGUCAACUCUCGAAAUACGAUUUGCCACAAUUCGAGCGCUACUUCGCCUACUAUCUGGAUAUCCAAAAGCAACGAUACAUUGAGGAUAUGGACGAUAUUGAGGUCAAGGGCCGAUGGAAGAGCUUUAUGCGCAAAUGGAACAAUGGCGAACUGGCGGAAGGCUGGUACGACCCGGAAAGCUUUGCCAAGCACAAGGUCAGCGACGACGACAUCGAACCGACCGAGAGCACGCCGAAUAAAGCCCCUAUUCAAGAUCAAAAUAGAUCGAGAGAUUCGGGGAUCGAUGGUAGCGAUAGUGAGGACGAAAACUACGGCCCAACAUUGCCUGGCGGUCGUCGAGCCGGAGCAAGCAUUCCCUCCUUGCAGGAUCUAGCUGAAAGAGACGAAAUGCGCCGCGAAUCCAGAGAAGCUGAGCGAGAAACCCUACGAGACGAACGGAAAGCAGACCGGAAACUACAAAAAGAGCGAUUGGAAGAGCUUGUACCACGUGCUGAAGCUGGUACGCGCGAGCGGAAGCUAGAGAAACGCAAGGAAGUCAAUGACAAGAUGCGGGAGUUUAGAGACAAGAGCCCAGGCAUGGAAGCUGGAAACGAAAAGGAUCUUAUGGGUGGUGGUGACUCUUUGGAAGAGUACAAACGAGCCAAGGCACAAGAGAAGCAGCGCAAGUCGGAAAGAGAAGUAAUGAGAGAGGAAAUUGCGAGGGCCAAGCAGGAAGAGCUUGAAGAGCGCCGACGGCGCUAUCAGGAAAAAGAGCAAGGAACUAUCAGCAUGCUCCAAGAAUUGGCGCGCCAGCGGUUCGGUUAA
Messenger RNA from [Torrubiella] hemipterigena, 1011 nucleotides. The record is from the annotation of a GenBank genome assembly. NCBI's taxonomy places the organism in Eukaryota, Fungi, Ascomycota, Sordariomycetes, Hypocreales, Clavicipitaceae.